Malaya genurostris is the source of this 2589-nucleotide messenger RNA. RefSeq lists its product as uncharacterized. Bases 684 to 1616 code for a protein of 310 amino acids. The transcript has 2 exons. NCBI's taxonomy places the organism in Eukaryota, Metazoa, Arthropoda, Insecta, Diptera, Culicidae. The record is from RefSeq and is a predicted model, not a curated record.
AGAUCGACAUAGAUCUUGUAAAGCAGCUAGCAGAAAAACAUAAAACUGCUCAUCCAUCAAGACCGAGAAAGCGAGUAAUAAAAGCUAAACCAAAUAUGUGGGCCAAAAUGCUCGUGACGACAGCAGCACUAAUAUCGUUAGAUCAAUCUUCCGGAUUGAAACUAAAGCCUAUAUCAGAUACAGGAUUCAUUUUCGAUCACGAAGGAUCUUGUCUUCUGAAGUCAGGUGUCUGGACUACUGAAAUUGCCACUAAUGUAUCACCGACCGAAGACGCAAAUUUUAUUAAUAGUAUUUGUAUGAACAUUAAAACCGCUGUUGAAGCAGUAAAGAAGAAGAUGAACCGCCCGACAAUCAUCGAUUUGACCGCCUCCAUAGAACAACAAUGUAUUGCAGCUAAACAGGAGAUUUUAGAGCCAGCCAGAACAAAAAGAGGAAAAGGAAUCUUCGGAUUUCUCAAGGAUUUGUUAUUCGGAGGUAAUGAGCUAGAAGACCAAAUUACGGCAAUGCACAUGAACGAAGAACAAAAGAUUCAUGACGUCACAUAUAGCUUAAAUCAACUAAGUGAAAAAACAAAUCAACAAACGAACCUCUUUGAAAAAGGAUUCGUCAUGCCUUCAACGGUAUAGAAAAAUUAAAUAACGAUAGCCUAUGCCAGAAUUUUAUCCGAUCAUUUAUUGGACACCAUGAUGUUAGCUAAACAACUGAUAGAAAGCAUCAUCUUCCGACAUAGAAAACUGAAAAAUCAUCCUAUCACUUUAGAAGAAAAAUAUGAAUUUAUCCAACAAAUAAAUAAACAUCUUCCUAAUGAUAGUUUUGUUCCAUUGGAUAAAUUUGCAACCCAAUACGAAAUCAACCUGAAAAACAGUACAUAUCAAAUAACAAUGAAAUCCAUGAUUAUUUCUAAGGAAUCAUAUGAAAUAUUCAAGGUAAUAAGUAUACCAGACAUCAAAAAUAGGACAAGAAUUUUCAUCGAUCCGCCAAAAAUAGCGAUUCAUCAACACUAUAAGUACUUCUAUCCAUCAGCAAAUAUAAAGCAAUUGAACAAAUCACAUUUUUUGCACGAUCGCACAACUAUUCAAACGGCAAUGACGUGUAUUCUUGCCGCUAUAUUUCACCAACAUCCCAUUGGAAAAUGCCCUACAACUAAUCUACCGACCUAUUACACAGAGGUAGUUUCACUAUCUAGAUCAAAUACAAUACUAUAUAUAGCCGAAGACCCGAGCGCUAUCACCAUACGCUGCGGAACCGAAUUAAAAGGCGUCACACACCCAAUGGCGAUUGUUGUACUAGAUCCUGACUGCGAGCUUAGAAUUAAAUACAGCAUGACACACGCUAGUAUUGGUGGAACAUCAUUAGAGAGAAAAAUAUUUUUCAAAAGUCAAAAAGAAAUGCCGUCUUCAACAAUCAACCUGCUUGAACCAAUGGAAACUUCAGAAGAACCUUUGACUACACACGAAUCACCCAAUCAACAGCAGAAAACAUCUAAGAACGACCAUAGCUCAAUAUACAACCUCACGGCUAUCCUGGCAAUUAUAUCAACAGUGCUCAUCGCAGCUAUAGUUAUCAGUAUGAUCUACUAUAAGAAAAGCAGCAGACGACGACCAAUUACAAAAUGACCAACGUUCAAAAUGACGAAUAAACCCACCCCUUUUCCGCGUAGACGACCACCAAGAAAGAUAACAGCCAUAAGCGAUGAAACAGUUUAAGCUUGUAUAACAAAAUUUAGAUUCUGUUGUUGCAAAAUUAAAGUAGAUAAUCAGAAACACACUAUAGAAGAUUUAACUUAAAACAAGCGUUUAAAGCAAAAUUAAGUUAUAAGGUACUCGUACGCAAAGAGAACAUUGACUAUCAAUGAACUAUGAAGCGUCGGCAGCUUGUUCUUGUAAGAUCUACUGGAUAGACUUACGGGGCCCGGUAUGUUUUGUCUCUUUAAUUUGUCUUUAUUUUAAUACGAUUCUCAUUACGAUUUUAAGACAAUUGCAGGAAUCGGCAAAAUGACCCUUUCGGCGAAAUGACUUUCGACGAAACGGCUUUCGGCGAAAUGGCUUUCGGCGAAAUGGCUUUCGGCGACAUGACCCUGAUCCAAUCGAAGCAUAUCUGGACUUGUGUCCCAAACGAGCCCGAGUGUUGACACCGACUGAUCAUCUUGCAGGUCCUGCAGUGUUUUAAUAGUUAGAUCCUCUUGAGCAAUACCAACAAGAGCUUCUGAAACAUUUGAUGCCCAUUUCUUGAUUCGAAGACCGGCUGAUUCGAGCAUGGCGGAUAUUUGUUGACGCUUUUGUAUAGCAGCUUGCAGAUCAUCCGAGCCCGAGAGUAAAUCAUCGACAUAAAAGUCUUCGGUGACGGCUACAGCUCGAGUACGAAAACGUAUCACGAUCGAGAGCAAAUCCUGCUGUACGACUGGACCAACGAGAAGUGUAUCGUUCAACGAGAACCCGGACGUGGUCUUGCAUGAGGCGUCGAAAACCACGCGAACCUUGGUGGUACUGCUUGUCUCCUUUAAUACCGGAUCAUGAGAUCGGAAUAUUCUUCCAAGAAUUUGUGAUAAGCGUUUUUUAUGCUUGCAUUUUUCUCGAGUUGUCUUUCAAG